Galendromus occidentalis (western predatory mite) is the source of this 3798-nucleotide messenger RNA. Its product is annotated as toll-like receptor Tollo. Lineage: Eukaryota; Metazoa; Arthropoda; Arachnida; Mesostigmata; Phytoseiidae. The transcript has a single exon. Gene Ontology annotation, cellular component: plasma membrane. Bases 1 to 3669 code for a protein of 1222 amino acids. Gene Ontology annotation, molecular function: protein binding. Gene Ontology annotation, biological process: signal transduction. The record is from RefSeq and is a predicted model, not a curated record.
AUGGACCGAACUGUCGUGGUCACCACCGCAUUGUUGGCGGCAAUCGCUUGUACGACCGUACAAUGCCGUUACGUCAGCGCCGAAGACUGCGAUUGGCAGACGUUAUCGAGCGGGGCGCCCGAGCUCGCGAUGACGUGCAGAUUCACGUCGUUGAGAGCCGGCUCGGACGCGACCAACUUCUCGCUAAUUCAUCCCGACACGACGCGGGCGAUGAGUGUCGUGUGCGAUGCCCUGUUCACCGAAAGCCGUCUCGCGAACGGGACGUUCGAGACGCUCCGGCAUCUCCGGAGUUUGCACAUCGAACGCUGCAAGCUGAGCGAGCUUCCGGAGUUCGCGUUCGCGGGGCUCGACGAUCUCAAAAACCUCACCGUGCGGACGUAUAACGGCGAGUGGGGAGCCAUUUCUCUGGGUCUUUCGCCGGGCGCUCUACGCCACCUCAAGAACCUCGAGCGUUUGGACCUCGCGCACAACAACAUCAUCACGUUCCCCCGAGCUCCGUUCUGUCAGCUGGAGUCACUGAAGUCACUGAACCUCACGCAUAACUCGCUGGCCGACAUGAACAACAUGGGCUUCAAUGACGACUGCCAAUUGAACGGUCUGCUCGAGUUGGAUCUGUCCGACAACAACCUGCGCUACAUCGACGACCGAGCGUUCGAGAACCUCGGCAACCUGAAGAAGCUCUACCUGCAGCGGAAUCAGCUGGCGCAGCUCGUCGAGACGGCGCUCUCGGGCCUGUCGCGGCUCCAGCUGCUCGACAUGUCGAACAACCGGCUGAACACCCUCCCGCCGAAGGUCCUGCAGGGCUCGGGCGACCUCAAGGAGCUCUACCUGCAGAACAACAGCAUCGGCCUGUUGUCCCCGUCGACUUUCCGCGGUCUCCAGCAGUUGGUCGUUCUCAACUUGAGCGACAACCAAAUUUCGAGCGAGUGGAUCGCCCCCGAAACGUUCGCCGAUCUGAUUCGACUGGUGGUGCUGCAUCUGAGUAGCAACAGGCUCCGGCAUAUCAAUGCCACCGCUUUUGCUACCCAAUACAGCCUUCAGAUUCUCCAUUUGGACGGGAAUCAAAUCGAAACGAUCGACGACAACGCGUUCGCGGCCCUCUACAACCUGCACACGCUGAUCCUGAGCGGUAACCGUCUCAAGAACCUCGACGCGUACACGUUCAACGGACUUUACGUGCUCAGCAAUUUGGCUCUCGACUCAAAUCUUCUCGAAGAACUCCAUCCGGACACGUUCAGGAACUGCAGCAGCCUGCAGGACCUCGAGCUGUCCGACAACCAGCUGAGCCAGAUCCCGCGGGGACUCCAGCACCUGCGGUUUCUGCGCGCGCUCGACCUGUCGGGCAACCUCAUCGACGACGUGAGCAACCUGACGAGCGCCAACCUGACCAACCUGCACAGUUUGAGUCUGUCGAAGAACCGCAUCGGCAACAUGACGCGAGGAACGUUCGCCAAGUUCCGCUCGCUGAGAAGACUCGACCUGUCCAAGAACCAGAUCGCGGGGCUGGAGCACGGCAUCUUCGACGACGCGCCCGCGCUCAACACCAUCCAGCUGCAGGACAAUCUCCUGCGCGACAUCAACGGUCUGUUCAUGAACCUGGGUCAUCUGAGGUUACUGAAUGUUUCCCGCAACGCUAUCACGUGGUUCGACUACGCCCUCGUGCCCCCGGCGCUGAAACACCUCGAUCUGCACUCGAACGAGAUCGAGGCUCUCGGAAACUACUUCGAGAUGGAGGGCACCAUGCACCUGAAGAUCCUCGACGCUUCGUACAACAAGCUACGCGAAAUCAACGCGGCUUCACUUCCGCACCGCGUCGAGAGCGUCGCUCUAUCGAACAACCUCAUCAGCGUGAUCCAUCCGUUCACGUUCAUGAACAAGGCCAACCUGACCAAGGUCGACAUGACCUUCAACCGUCUGCAGAACAUCGACAUCAACGCGCUCCGGCUCAAGACCACGCAGGAUCUGAGCCGUCUGCCGGAGUUCCGCAUCGCCGACAACCCGUUCUUCUGCGAUUGCGCCAUGGAGUGGAUGCAGAAAAUCAACGAACUUGACGAAUCGAGGCAGUACCCAAGGAUCGCCGAUCUGGACCGACUCGAGUGUCAACUUCCGUUCUCUCGCCGUAGGACGAAAGUCCCACUUCUGCAAGCCAACUCAUCGGACUUUCUCUGCAAGUACAAGAGCCACUGCUUCGCUCUGUGUCACUGCUGCGAGUUCGACGCGUGCGACUGCGAAAUGACCUGUCCCGACAGCUGCACCUGUUACGCGGACUCCACCUGGAACAGCAAUGUGGUCGACUGCAGCUUCUCCAACCUGAACGUCAUCCCGGUGCGAGUACCGAUGGACGUCACCGAACUGUACCUCGACGGUAACGACAUGCCUCAUCUGGCGAGCCACUCGUUCAUCGGCCGCAAGCAGCUGAGGGUCGUCUACCUGAACAAUAGUAACGUCCAAGCGAUCCGAAACCGGACGUUUACAGGGCUGGCGAACCUUCAGGCUCUCCAUCUCGACCACAACAAGAUCACGGCCCUGCACGGCUUCGAGUUCGAGAACCUCACCACGCUCCGAGAGCUCUACCUCUCGCACAACCGACUCGUCUCGAUCAGCAACCGGACCUUCGCGCAGCUCCGCUCGCUCCGGGUCCUCCAUCUCGACAACAACUACAUCGUCGAGUUCCAGGUCUGGUCGCUGAACCAGAACACGCUGCUCACCGACCUCCGGCUCGGCCACAAUCCCUGGAGCUGCGACUGCCGCUUCAUGGAGUCGUUCUACGACUGGGCGCAGAUGUUCGGCGCCAACGCUCUCCAGGACGCCAGUGCCACGAGAUGCAGACGAAAUGACACGCUGGGGCCGCCGUUGACGCUCUUCAACGGCACCGCCUGCUCGUUCAACCGAUCGAACGGAGGAGGCUACGGGGGUCAGAAACUGCCGUCCGACUCGAAAUACCUGGGCAAGGUUUUCAACGACAUGCAGCUCGACAACAUGCUGCCGAUCGUGGGCGUGGCAACCGCGGCUGUCAUUUUGUUUUUCAUCGUCGUGGCAACGGUGGUCGCCGUCGCCUACCGCAAGGACUUCCGGGUUUGGGUUUACGCCCGUUACGGAGUGAGACUUUUCGAACGUCGCCGGGAGGAGCCCGAGAAGCUUUUCGACGCCUUCAUCUCCUACUGCAAGAAGGACGAACCGUUUGUCGCACAACUGCUCGCCCCCGAACUCGAGUGUGGCGGAAGCACGGCACCGUACCGGCUAUGUCUCCGCUACCGCGAUCUCCCCAUGUCGGGAUACGUGGCCGAAGCGAUCACCGAAGCGAUCGAGUGCAGCCGACGUUCGAUCGUCGUGCUCUCGGAGCAGUUCCUCCGCUCCGAAUGGUGUCGUUUCGAGCUGAAAGCGGCCGCCCGCGACGCUCAGAUCCGCGGGACGGGCGGUUCGUCGCUCGUUGUUAUCGUCCUCGACAAGGGUGCCAUGCGUCUGCUGGACGCGGAAGCGCGCUUGAGUUUACGGGACGCUCCCAUCAUACACUACGAAGAUAAACGGUUCUGGGAGAAGCUCCGCUACAACCUCCCGGACGCACAGGCGUCAACCCGAAAGCAACAGGUUACCUGGCCACACGGACUACCUGCCGACGCUACGAUGAACCGCUACAACGUAGUCAACUCGGCUGUCAAACUCGUUUAGUGCCUUUCACGACGUUUGUGAAAUUGAGAAAAUUGCCUGCGUACGAUUUCAUGCAAACACAAGCGCGUCUAUGCGUUUCUAGUGACACUUGCUAGGACGCCUUGCUAGGAGUGAGCGAAAGGAGUUCCG